UAGACCUCUUUAUAUGCAUUGAAGAAUAGUUGCCGUACCUGUUUCUCCCUCCCUCCCUCCCUGACAAACCAUGGCGCAGCCAGCACCUUCCAGAAUCGUUGAAGUUUGCAGCGUUGCACCGCUUCAGGGAUCAGCCACCUCCACCACCACCCCAACCUCUCUGCCACUCACCUUCUUCGACCUUUUCUGGCUACGCUUUCCACCUGUUGAGCGUCUCUUCUUCUAUCACUUUCCACACUCAACCUCUUCCUUCUUUGACUCUGUUCUUCCCACCCUCAAACACUCCCUUUCAAUCACCCUGCAACACUUUCUCCCUCUCGCCGGCACCAUCACCUGGCCCCAUGAUUCCCCCAAACCCAUCAUCAACUAUCUCCCCGGCGACGCCGUCUCCUUCACCGUGGCUGAGUCCACCGCCAGCUUCAACAGCCUUUGUUCUGAUCUCUGUGAAGCUGCAGAACGAUACCACCUCAUACCCCAGUUGGCCACUUCCCAUGAAAAAGCCUCUCUGAUUUCCCUGCAAGUUACUCUAUUUCCAAACUCUGGCUUUUGCAUAGGACUAACCACCCACCAUGCUGCUUUGGAUGGAAGGACUUCAACUUCAUUCAUGAAAUCAUGGGCCUAUGUUUGCUCUAACCUUAAAGGAGAAAAAUCAUCAUCUUUGUUAUCAUCAUUACCUGAAGAUCUAACACCUUUCUUUGACAGAUCAGUGGUAAAAGACCCCACAGGAAUCACUGAAGUGUUCCAGGACGCAUUGUUGAAGAAAGAUGGACCGAAUAAUCGAAGCCUCAAGGUGAUGGAGUCCAUCAAAUCAACACAGACAGAUGCGGUUAAAGGUGUGUUUGAAUUGACCCCCUCACAUAUCCAGAAGCUUAAGCAAUAUGCACUUUCUAAGCUGGAAACGAAGGAUCGGUUAUCAAGUUUUGCUGUCACAUGUGCUUAUGUGUUGGCAUGCGCAGUCAAAGCAGAACAACCACAGGGAGAUACUGUAAUGAUGGUAUUUAGCGUGGAUUGUAGAUCCAGAUUGGACCCUCCAAUUGUGCCCAAUUAUUUUGGAAAUUGCAUUGGUGGCCAAAUGUUUGGGGUUAGGAUCAAGACCUUGCUAGAGAAAGACGGAUUUAUCAGUGCUUUGGAGGAGAUGAAUGAGGCUUUGAAUAGGGUGAAGGAUGGUGUGCUGAAGGGAGCAAAAGAGAUGGCUUCAAAUAUGGAGAAGCUCCCGGAAGGAAGGUUGUACUCUAUCGCUGGAUCGCCGCGGUUUGAGGUUUAUAGUAUUGAUUUUGGAUGGGGAAGACCAAAGAAGGUGGAUAUUACUUCCAUUGACAGAACAGGAGCAUUUUCUCUUUCAGAAAGUAGGAAUAACAAUGGAGGGAUUGAGAUUGGAAUGGUUUUGAAAAAACAUGAGAUGGAAGCUUUUGCUGCUAGUUUUGUCCAAGACCUUGAAUUCUUUUAAAACUUGAAACCUUGAGGGAAGCAGAAUAUAUAUCUUCACAGUUUUUACACCUUAUCCUGUCUGAAAUCACUCCAUUGUUUGUAACUUGUUUGAGCAUUUGUAGGGACUUUGCAUUUUCUAGUAGAAAAGCUCCAAUAAGCGUGUAUCCAAACUGGCUCAUAAGAAUUGCUAGCAUUAGCUUGUUAUCUGUCUUUCAAAUUUUGUAUCAUUGUUUGUAGUGUUAAAUAAUGCAAGCAUCUAGGGACUCUUCUCUGCCA
This is a messenger RNA of Lotus japonicus, 1704 nucleotides long. RefSeq names its product phenolic glucoside malonyltransferase 1-like. Bases 71 to 1447 code for a protein of 458 amino acids. The record is from RefSeq and is a predicted model, not a curated record. NCBI's taxonomy places the organism in Eukaryota, Viridiplantae, Streptophyta, Magnoliopsida, Fabales, Fabaceae. The transcript has a single exon.